AUGCACGACUUGCUAAGAGAUUCACCGCGUGAUAGUCCUAGCCAAUUCCUUGUGAAUCUCGGUCCCACGGACCAGGUGGAUGUGGACGAGGCUGCUCGGCAGGGGCAGUUUAACCUCCUCCGAUCCAUGGCACAUAACAAGAGAUGGUUUAUUAGUCACAGCUAUUGCCGGAGUGGUGAUUCCCUAGAUUCCUCCCAGCCAAUUCUUCAUUCUCUCUGGUACAUCUAUUACCAGUGCAGCAAAUAUAUCUCCUAUGAAAGCACUGAACAAGAUCGGUUGGUCCUUGACAUCCUCCGUACUCGAGGACAAGGGCCUUUAAUGAGGCCAGCGCCGAGUUGUGGCAUUGAUAUUGCUAGAACCCCCGACGGUGCUGUCUGGAACGACCUACCCUUUCUUGCUACGGACAUGACAAAUUUCUGGGUCAACAACUGCGCGGCAAUGAGCGCGAACCAGCGCCUUAAUGUUGCGUCCUUUCUUGCUAAACUUGCAUCCACUCGUGUGGUGAAAGAUAAGCUUUGCCAGAUUGCUCUAAUACUUUUCUCUGAAACAUUUGAGUCCUUGCGGCGGCUUGGCAGCUCUAAUGAGCCUAGUGAAGAAGAACCUCGACGAACAAUGAAUACACUUACUAUUGCCGCGUUACUCCCGUCCGCAUGUGCCUGGAUCAAGAGGCCGGCAUAA
This is a messenger RNA of Aspergillus tanneri, 678 nucleotides long. RefSeq names its product DUF3632 domain-containing protein. The transcript has a single exon. Lineage: Eukaryota; Fungi; Ascomycota; Eurotiomycetes; Eurotiales; Aspergillaceae. Bases 1 to 678 code for a protein of 225 amino acids. The record is from RefSeq and is a predicted model, not a curated record.